GGAUCACACUUCCGAGCCCAAGGCCCGGAGAAAUUCGCGGCCGUCACCAAAACCCAAAAUCUCUCCCGCCCAAACUCCCCGCGCUCCAUCUAAAUCAAAAACACACAUACAUAACCCCAGAUCUCAUCCCCUCAUUUCCCUAACCAAUCCCCCAAUCUCACCAAUGGAAAGCGACGACGAUUAUCAAUCAUUUUCACCCCCCUCUAAUUCCCCCUCACACAUCCCCAAAUUCAAACGCCUCAAAAAGAAAUCACUCGCUUCCUCACCUAACUCGAAACCGAAACCGACUCGUUCGCGUAACGAGUCGGUUUCGGUUAGUAGUAAACAGGUUCUGUUUACGAAUGUCGAUUUCGCGGAAAUAGAAGCCCUGGAGGCUUCUGAACGCGUCGAGUUAGGUGAGGAGGCGAAACCGAUUGCAGAAUCGGUUUUGUUUACGAAUGUUGAUUUUGCGGAAAUAGAAGCGCUGGAAGGAUCUAGAAGCGUGGGGUUAGAUGAGAAGGCGAAGGCGAAGGUGAAACCGAUUAGGAAUGUUGAUUUUGUGGAAAUAGAAGGUUUAGAGGGUUUUAGAAAAAGAGAGGUAGAUGAGAGGGCGAAAUUUUCGGAGAAGGAUGAAGUGGAUUUGUUUAAUUCGGUUGAUUUUAAGAGAUUAGAAGAUUUAGAGGAUUCGAGAAGUGAGGAGUUAGAUGAUUCGGAGGAUGUGUUGGUUCGAGAUCCGCUUACUUCGGUUGAUUUUAAGAAAUUAGAGGCUUUGGAAGGUUCUCAGAGUGUUGAUUUCGAUGAUUCGGAGGAUUUGUCAGUGUCACAGUCUUCGUAUCGGGAUGAGAAGGAUGGUGAGGAUUUGGGGGCAAAGAUUGCGGAGUUUAAGAGUGAGGUGAGGAGGAAGAAGCGGAGUGCUAGAGGUGGAUCGAGGGAGAAGAAGAGGAAAAUUGAUAGUGUUUUGUCGUUGCCUCGUGUUGAUUUUGCGAAAUUGGAGGAGUUGGAAGCUUCGAAAGGUGUAUCUUCUGAUGAUAAGUCGCGUGAGAGUUUUGAUAGUAUAGAGGAAAGGAGUAAUGUGGAUGGAGAAGUGAGGAAAGUGACCAAAAGAAUUUUAGAUUUUGAUGAAAUUGGGGGAGAUGCAGAGAAGAGAGAUGGAAAGGAGGAGAAGAUGAAGGUUAGGAAGGCGGAGAAGAAGCGGACUAGUGAAGGAGAAGGUAGUGAGAAGAAAGAGAAGAAGAAGAGAGUUAAGGGUACUUCCGAGGAAAUGAAGUUAAAGGAAAAGGCUUCAAACAAGCGGAAGGAAGAGAAGGAGAGGAAAGCUCAUCUAGAGCAACUCCAUGCUGAAUCUCAAAGACUCCUGCGAGAAACCAGUGGGGCUGGAUUUAAACCUGUUCCUGUUGUGCAAAAACCCAUAUCUUCACUUUUAGAGAAGAUUAGACAAAGGAAGCUUGAGGUUUCAAAGAAAAUGUCUCUUUUAAACAAUAGUGGUUAUGCUACUGAAAAUGUUGAUUCCUUAGUGGAGACUGUGGAUGUUGCUGAUAUGGAUACGGUUUCUACUAGAGGUGGAGGGGAAGAUAACUUAUCAGCCAAGGUCGAAGUGGAGGCCAAAAUAGAUGCAACUUCUGGAAAUAUAAAGAGUAGUUUAGACACUUCUUUAACGGAUGAUAUUAACAGAUUAAGGACAAACUCGAGUCCUGAAAAUGAGAAGUCGCCAGUGGCUGUAGCGGAAGAGCCUACCCCUACAUUUCGAGCUCCAGUUGAUGAUACCCAGGAUCUUUUUGGCGAUUCUGAAACUAGUGGCAAUAAAGAUGAUCAGCUAGACAAUCAGCAAAGUAGUCCAAUAGAAGAAGUUCUAGCUCCAUCGUUACUUACAAUGAAUUUAAAGAUUGACUCUGUGCCUCUUGAUGAUGACAUUUCUUCUGAUGAAGAGGAUGAUGAUAAGGAGAAUCUUGAACCAAUUAUCUUCAAACCUGGUAAUGCAUGCUCUUCUCCUAAAGGAGAUCCAGUAAAGGCUUUUGUUGAUGAUGAAGCUGAGGAAGAGGAUGACAGUGACCAUGACAUCCGCUUCCAAGAAAAUGAUGAAGAUGAUGCUAAUGAAGAUUUUGGUGAACUAAAUGAUCUUAUAGUCACUGGGUACGAAGAAAAGUCAAUUGAUAAAGAAAGGCGCAAUGAACUUCAUCAAAAGUGGCUUGAGCAACAAGAUGCUGCUGGAACAGACAAUCUUAUGCAGAGGCUGGGAUGUGGUCCAAAAGUGAAGGAGAACACACUUUUUGAUGUUGAAGUAGAAAGUGAUGAGGAUGAUGAAGGGUCUAGCGAUGAGGAAGAGGACAUUGGACCAGCUAAAACUGCUCGAAUAAAUGCAAGAAAAGCAAAACAAAUGAUCCCGCAGAUGUUUGCUGAUAAAGAAGAUCCUUUUGUAUCAUCUGAUGAUGAGGAGACUGAAAAGAUGCUUGUCAAACAGCGAGUGCUUGAAAAAGUUGAAGAUCAGGCAACCUUAAUUUCACCAGCUGAGGAUGAGAAUUCCAGAGAGGUUUUUGGUCUUAUAAAGCAGAUCAAUAAUGCCCCCAUAGCCAAAAAGAAGCAACAAGUGCCAUCAUUCUUUGAGACCCUCAUUACUGGAGGAAGUAGCAGCAGCAGCAGCAGCUCCUCAAAGUCAUCUUUCCUUGGACGGGUAUCUAGUCAUUCUCUUCCAUCCAAGAAAAGAAGCAGCACAGCCAAAUCAUUUAUUUUUGGACGAGAUGACAGUAAUAGUCGGAGUUCCAUUUUGAUAUUGGAAGACUCUUCUGACGCAGUUGCAAAAGAAAUUAGACCAACACAAAAGUCUACAGCCAAAUUCACUAGCUCACAAGCCAAGUCUGUUACUCGAAGUUCCCAGAUUGUUGCUGAAACAAAUUCCGGAACUUCACUAAUUGAGAUACUGAAGCGAUCAACAAUGCAGUCUACUUCCUGUAACCAGGAUAAUAUGGUUGGCAUGACUCAGACUAUAUUUUCUGCAUUCAAAAUCCCUAAAAAACCAGUAAAAGUAGAAGGAAGAGCCAAAUAUUAGUGUACCAAUUAAUAUUGGUUGAUAUUGAGGUGGUAUCAAUCGGCUGGACAUUCAACGAUGAGCUGCAACAGAGGCCACAACAUCUGCAAUUCUGCAUGACUCCAAACUUGCAAAGAUACCGAGAAUUUUCUGGAAAAAUCUGUAAUCUUUUUCCUUUAAGCUUCUGUUCUACUUUUUAAGUUAAAUAAAUCUGCCAAUGCUGUUAAA
Daucus carota subsp. sativus is the source of this 3229-nucleotide messenger RNA. RefSeq lists its product as uncharacterized. NCBI's taxonomy places the organism in Eukaryota, Viridiplantae, Streptophyta, Magnoliopsida, Apiales, Apiaceae. The coding region runs from base 164 to 3022 and encodes 952 amino acids. The transcript is spliced from 11 exons. The record is from RefSeq and is a predicted model, not a curated record.